ACUGUCAGCUGAGAAAAACACAACAUUGGGUAACCAAUUGCUGUCAACAAAAUAAGGAAUUUUCGUUUGGCCAAUCGCUUUUGCGCUAGUAGAAAAUUUCAUCGCCGUAAACGAUUGCUCUGAACAAUAGCAAUGUUGCGCUUGUUCGCCAACACCAUGCGACUCGCGGCCACCCGGCCUCUGAGCACGUCCACGGUGAAGAUGAGCGACAACUUGUUCGUGCAUCGUGAUACGCCCGAGGAUAAUCCUAGCAUUCCGUUUGAGUUUACUUCAGAAAAUCAGAAGCGAGCCGAAGCUAUUCUGAACAUCUAUCCGGAGGGACACAAGCGCGGUGCCAUGAUUCCCUUGCUGGAUUUGGCCCAAAGACAGCACGGUUGGUUGCCAAUCUCGGCCAUGCACAAGGUUGCCGAUAUUCUGGGACUGCCCCAUAUGCGUGUGUAUGAAGUAGCCACAUUCUAUACAAUGUUUAUGCGAAAACCGACCGGAAAGUAUCACAUCCAGGUGUGCACUACUACCCCGUGCUGGCUGCUCGGUUCCGAUGAAGUGCUGGAAUGUUGCAAGAAAAAUCUGGGUAUCGGCGUUGGAGAAACCACUAAAGAUGGCAAAUUUACUAUUUCUGAAGUAGAAUGUCUAGGAGCUUGCGUGAAUGCUCCAAUGUUGGCCGUUAACGAUGAUUACUACGAGGAUUUAAGUGUAGCUGAUACGGAAGAAAUUUUGAAUAGCCUCAAGCAGGGACAACAACCGCGUCCUGGACCACGCAAUGGACGGUUUGCGUCCGAGCCAGUCGGUCAACUGACUUCACUUACCGAGGAACCGAAGGGUCCCGGUUUUGGGCUACAAGCAGGACUGUAGUUUCGCUAAUCGUUAUUCUGUCGCGUCCUAGUUGAAGGAAUAAAAAUCGCAAAAAUCUA
This is a messenger RNA of Anopheles maculipalpis, 911 nucleotides long. RefSeq names its product NADH dehydrogenase [ubiquinone] flavoprotein 2, mitochondrial (gene ND-24). The record is from RefSeq and is a predicted model, not a curated record. The transcript is spliced from 5 exons. Gene Ontology annotation, molecular function: NADH dehydrogenase activity. NCBI's taxonomy places the organism in Eukaryota, Metazoa, Arthropoda, Insecta, Diptera, Culicidae. Gene Ontology annotation, biological process: mitochondrial electron transport, NADH to ubiquinone. The coding region runs from base 133 to 852 and encodes 239 amino acids.